Messenger RNA from Lachancea mirantina, 2193 nucleotides. Lineage: Eukaryota; Fungi; Ascomycota; Saccharomycetes; Saccharomycetales; Saccharomycetaceae. The record is from the annotation of a GenBank genome assembly.
AUGCCUAGUGGGCAAGUUGAAGACACUCAGGCGUCGUUAUCUUCUUUACAACCCAUCGCAUCCAACACCAGUGAAAUUGGAGAUGAAGAGUAUACGUUAUCACAAGCCAAAAGCGAUGCAUUACCGGUGGAUCAAAACUUGGAGAAUUAUAGACAAGCAUGCCAGAAUGGGGAUUUGAAUGCUAUCAAAGAGUUGCUAGAUUCUGGUGUUAUUGAUAUUAAACAUGAUUUCUACGAGAAGGAGAGAAUUUCUGGUUUGCAUUGGGCGAGUAUUAAUAACCGAAUGUCGAUCGUCCAGUAUCUUAUCCAAAGAGGAGCCGACGUCAAUUUUGCAGGUGGAGAUCUGAAUGCGACACCAUUGCAUUGGGCUUCGAGAUAUGGGUAUGUGUAUAUUGUGGAUUUGCUGAUGAAAAGUGGCGCAGACACCACUCUCACCGAUGACCAAGGUUUCAAUGUGUUCCAUCUCGCGAUCAAUUCCUCUAACAUAAUGCUGGUAAUUUACUUGCUGUACUUUGGCGUCGGAGAUACGAUAGAUAUCAACUCGACGGAUUCAAAUGGGAGAACUGCUCUGCUUUGGGCGGCUUACCAAGGUGACUCUUUGUCGGUAAAGGCAUUGUUGGAUUUUAAGGCGGACAGCAAAAUCUGCGAUGAUAGUGGGUUUUCUCCCCUGCACUGGGGGACAGUGAAGGGUCAGUCCAUGGUUUUGCAGCUUCUCAUGGGAAAUGGUGACGAUGUUUUUCAAAAGACUGGAGAUGGGAAGGACUGUUUUACGAUUUCGAGAGAACUCAGUACAGUGGCUAGUUUGGAAGAUGCCAUGUUUGCAUGCGGCAUGGAUCAAAGUGGUCAUCCACUGAAAGUCCUUUUCAAAAGCAAAGCAAAUGCCAAAAUCGCGAUUUUUCUCUGCCCGACUAUAAUUCUUGGGCUAAUUCUCGAGUUUUAUGCCCAUUUGCAUAUUGCAUUAGCGGUACUCUUCUCAACGAUCACCGCAACCGCCUUUUUUACCUUUUUAAAACAAUUCGUGUUCACCUCUAUUGGCAUGAGAAAGAACAGAGACGCUUUCCUCAAGACCCCUUUUUUAUCAGGGCUGCUUUUCGGAACAUUUGUCUGGUUACUAUACUCUUGGUUUUUGACGGUUCUGCCCGUGACUUUAUCAGACGAAAUGGGACUGAAUGCGGCUUUCUUUAUUCUCUUCUCGGCCACUAUUUACCUCUUCGCGAACCUUUUAAAUUCCGAUCCUGGUUCCAUUUAUAACGUGCAAAAUCCCGAAGGGACUAAGACUACUAUUAAAGAGCUACUUCGUAUUGGGAAAUUUGAUGCGCGUCAUUUUUGCAUUAACAGCUACAUCAGAAAACCUUUGCGCUCCAAAUACUCAACUUUUAGUAAGUCACUUAUUGCCCGAUUUGACCACUUCUGUCCUUGGAUCAAUAACGAAGUGGGACUCAAAAAUCACAAACAUUUCUUGUUGUUUGUUGUUUCCAUGGAAAUCGGUCUUAUGGUACUUAUAAUGCUUUAUUUGGAGUAUUUUGAUGAAUUGGAGGACAAAUAUGAAAGUGAUAAGAAUCAAUGUCUGAUCCUGGGCAAGAAUUUGUGCGCCGCCUAUAAUCAUGACGCAUUUUCGUUGGGACUUUUCUUUUGGAUUGCAUUUCAAGGAUGUUGGAUCAUGUUUUUGCUGGUAGUACAGGUUUUCCAAACCUUUAAAGGUGUCACGAAUCAAGAGUUUAACGAUUUGAUGAAAAAAAAUGGUGAACACACCGCCGAUUUUAGUGAAAUCUUCACUACAACUCCCUCGGAAUUGAUAUCUGCAGAAGAGUCAAAUCUAGGAUCGGAACCCGCAGAACUGGCGUCAGAUCCGCCAUUUUCACGCUCCUUCAGGUCAAGGACAUGUUUCGGGCUUUGUUGUGCUCUUACGGGACUUGACCAGUUCUUAUUGGUUUUUAAGGAGUACCUCGGUGUCAUGCAAUCGAAUCCUGCAUCAUCAUCGGCCAGAUCAUCCAGAUUUCGUAUCCCUACUGAUUAUGGCUGGAAAACCAAUUUAAAAGAUUUUUGGCUCACAAGCGACACAACUGCCCCGCUAUGGCAGCGACUUUUCAAGGCUCCUGUGUCUUUCAAAGCGCUCUUAGACGGGCGUGAAGUGGAUUAUUCGACUUUAUAUGCUUUGCCUGAAACUCAACUUUCCAUUGAAGAAGCUGUAUAA